UGACGUUACUGCGGCCAUAUAUAAGCGGGGGCGACGUCACUGGCCCCGCGACAUCUUUGUCAGGGAACAAAAUGGCGAGUCACAUGGUGAAGGCGGCGGGCGUCGCGGCGUCGCGAUGCGGCCGCGGGUUCCACUCCAGGGCGGCGCUCUGCGCCUCCGGGGUCCCCAUGAGCCGCUUCGAGCCACAGCAGCACAUCGACUACACGCCGCUGCGCAACAACAUCAACGUGGUGCGCGACAGGCUGAAGCAACCGCUGACGCUGUCGGAGAAGGUGGUGUACGGCCACCUGGAGGAUGCACGCUCGCAGGAGCUGGAGCGCGGCCGCUCCUACCUGCGGCUGCGCCCUGACCGCGUGGCCAUGCAGGACGCCACGGCGCAGAUGGCCAUGCUGCAGUUCAUCAGCAGCGGGCUGGCGCGCGUCGCCGUGCCCUCCACCAUCCACUGCGACCACCUCAUCGAGGCGCAGCUCGGCGGGGAAGAGGACCUGCAGAGAGCCAAGGACAUCAACAAGGAGGUGUACAACUUCCUGGCCACAGCUGCCAAGAAAUAUGGAGUCGGAUUCUGGAAACCCGGCUCCGGGAUCAUCCACCAGAUCAUACUGGAGAACUACGCGUACCCGGGCGUGCUGCUCAUCGGCACGGACUCGCACACGCCCAACGGCGGCGGCCUGGGCGGCGUCUGCAUCGGUGUGGGCGGCGCCGAUGCCGUGGACGUCAUGGCCAACAUCCCCUGGGAGCUCAAGUGCCCCAAGGUGAUUGGGGUAAAGCUGACCGGCGAGCUGUCCGGCUGGUCGUCGCCCAAGGACGUGAUCCUCAAGGUGGCCGGGAUCCUCACGGUCAAGGGCGGCACGGGCGCCAUCGUGGAGUACCAUGGGCCCGGCGUCGACUCCAUCUCUUGCACCGGCAUGGCCACCAUCUGCAACAUGGGAGCGGAGAUUGGAGCCACCACGUCAAUCUUCCCAUACAACCACCGCAUGCGGGACUACCUUGUGAAGACGGGGCGCGAGGGGAUCGCCGAGUUGGCGGAGAAGAACAAGGAGUACCUGGUGCCUGACGCGGACUGCCACUAUGACCAGCUCAUCGAGAUCAACCUCAGCGAGCUGAAGCCCAUGAUUAACGGGCCGUUCACACCGGACCUGGCUCACGACGUGGCGGACGUCGGCGCCACCGCCGAGCGGAACGGCUGGCCCACUGACAUCAGAGUGGGUCUCAUCGGCAGCUGCACCAACAGCAGCUACGAGGACAUGGGCCGCGCGGCGUCGGUGGCGCGCCAGGCCCUGAGCCACGGCCUCAAGGCGCGUGCCGCCUUCACCGUCACGCCAGGCUCGGAGCAGAUCCGGGCCACGAUCGAGCGCGACGGCUACGCCCAGGUUCUGCGUGACAUCGGGGGCGUGGUGCUCGCCAAUGCCUGCGGCCCGUGCAUCGGACAGUGGGACAGGAAGGACGUGAAGAAGGGGGAGAAGAACACCAUCGUGACCUCGUAUAACCGCAACUUCACGGGACGCAAUGACGCCAACCCAGCGACUCACGCCUUCGUCACCUCUCCCGAGAUUGUGACGGCGCUGACCAUCGCGGGCUCGCUCAAGUUCAACCCCGAGACGGACUUCCUGACCGCGGCCGACGGCAAGAAGUUCAAGCUGACCCCACCCAACGGGGACGAGCUCCCUGCCAAGGGCUUCGACCCCGGCAUGGACACGUACCAGGAGCCCCCCCCGGACGGCCAGACGGUGCGCGUGGACGUCUCCCCCGAGAGCCAGCGGCUGCAGCUGCUGGAGCCGUUCAACAAGUGGGACGGCAAGGACCUCGCUGACAUGCUGGUGCUCAUCAAGGUGAAGGGCAAGUGCACCACCGACCACAUCUCAGCGGCCGGGCCGUGGCUCAAGUACCGGGGCCACCUGGACAACAUCUCCAACAACCUUCUCAUCGGCGCCGUCAACACGGAAAACGGCAAAGUCAACCUUGUCACCAACCAGCUGACGGGCUCCACCGGCGCAGUGCCCGACACCGCACGCGAAUACAAGAAGAGCGGGGUCAAGUGGGUCGUGGUCGGCGAUGAGAACUACGGGGAGGGCUCGAGUCGCGAGCACGCCGCGCUGGAGCCACGCCACCUCGGGGGGAGCGCCAUCAUCGUCAAGUCCUUCGCUCGCAUCCACGAGACGAACCUCAAGAAGCAGGGCGUCCUGCCACUCACGUUCGCCGAUCCGGCCGACUACGACAAGAUCCGCCCCGACGACCGCAUCUCCAUCAUCGGCCUCACCUCCUUCGCUCCCGGCAAGCCGCUGUCGUGCUUGGUGAAGCACAAGGACGGCUCCACGGACAAGUUCCAGCUCAACCACACGUUCAACGAGGGCCAGAUCAGCUGGUUCCGCGCCGGCAGCGCCCUCAACCGCAUGAAGGAGCUGCAGUAGAGACCCCCCCGCCAACCACCGUCGGCCCCUCCCCUCCCUCGUCACCUCCCCCCCCCCCCCCCACACCGUCUCCGUCCCAGCCACCCCCCCCCCCCCCCAGCCCUCUGUUUGUGCAUCCGCUUAAUCCUGUGGCUGCACUAUCGCCGUGCACGCGAUGGUACGGCCUGCCUUGACAGUUGCCCCUGUGGGCUGUGGGGUGCGCAACUGUUAAAUGUGGAAGGGGGGGGAAGGUGGGAGGCGAGUUGGGCCUCCGGCUAUACGCACGUACGCAUACAACAGCCGUCAUUCACCACCGAGUGGUGGCGACGCCGGCAAAGCGCUUGUGCCAGGAUCGGUGCACUUUGAGGCACGGGUGAAAUGUCGAAGGCUCUCUGGCAGGAGGUCACGAGACAGACCCCCCCCUCCCCCCCCAGGUGUUACGGGUUAACCGAGAUGGCUGGCAUGUGCAACACAUGUACACACACGUUCUUGUGAAUGGCAGGGAGUUAAUCGGCGACGUUUGUUCGCGUGGAGACUGGCGAGCGCUUCAAGAGCAAACUUCACGGUGAAUAUCCGAGACGCCGCCGGUGAAUGAUAGCAGCGGGCAGUGGCGUCGGUGUGCGUGGGCCACGGUUUUAGAAACGGUCACGUGGAAUGUUCUUAAUUGUCUGCCCAUCGGUGGAGGUGGCCGUCCGGAUCUGCCGUGCAAUGUCCCAGGGCGAUUCGCGAGCGCACGUCCGCACAAGUGUACACGCGCACCGUAGCACCCGGGGAUUCCCAUUUGCCACAAAGUGGCGCUUGUGUCGGGAUAGAUGCACUUUUGAUGUCGCGCGCGCGACAUCAAAUACGCACGCACCAGACAUGCGUCUGUCCACACACACGCGCGUGUCUAUCUGGACACAAAGAUCCCCUGUCGAGCAUUUAAGAAACUGUUGGGGGGGGGGGGUAAGCGCUGUAAGCGAAGCACCUUUUGAAGGCCAGCACGUCACACGGAGGCGGUGGUGUGGCCAACACCACGCCCCCAUGCACGGCUGAGUAGACUUAGGAGCGGCACAGGACCGGUUCAAACAUUCUUCCACGGUCGUUGGUCGCGAGCUGGAAUCGAGCUCUGGUUCGCCGGGGUUUGUAGCGCAGUGCGUGCUAACCAUUGCGCCACCACUCCCCACAGACACGCACAAACACACACCUACCUACCUGCACACGCGCAAAACAAAUGUACACCUUUGAUUUAAAGCUUUCGUGACUGCAGGGAUUCAUAUUCUUGGUUCUUUUGGUAAAGUCACGUAGAAGGGAAACAAUAAAAUAAUAAAAAUAUCAAACAAAAUUCUCACGACGUUUCGGCUGCAACACAAGCAAUCAUCAUCAGGUGUGAAAACCACAGCGAGAAAAUUUUGAAAAAAGUGUCGAUUUUAAAUUUUUUUUUAUUUUAUUGUUUCCCUGCUUACGUGACUUUACCGAAAGAACCAAGAAUAUAAAUGUACGCCUGUGUAUGCACCCCCCCCUCCUCCUUCCAUCUCAGCACAGAAGUCUAGCCGCACACACGCACAAUUCUAGCGGCGCGCGCACACACACGCGUGUUGGUGCUGUGCACUGCUACUGUGUGUGGAAGGGUGUUCCAUGUCAACUGCUUCAUGGACUUCGCCGGCGAUCCUUGCGCGUCGGGCGAGGAACGAUCGCGAUUGGGCCGGACUUGUAACCCCGGUGCCGGCCGGCCGCCCACACUCCAGUAAUUAAUAUUAAAAUAAAAAGAGGGUUUAUGUUCGUGA
Messenger RNA from Petromyzon marinus (sea lamprey), 4153 nucleotides. RefSeq names its product aconitase 2 (gene ACO2). The record is from RefSeq and is a predicted model, not a curated record. NCBI's taxonomy places the organism in Eukaryota, Metazoa, Chordata, Hyperoartia, Petromyzontiformes, Petromyzontidae. Gene Ontology annotation, molecular function: 4 iron, 4 sulfur cluster binding; aconitate hydratase activity. Gene Ontology annotation, cellular component: cytosol; mitochondrion. Gene Ontology annotation, biological process: tricarboxylic acid cycle.